Molecule: messenger RNA, 1395 nt
Organism: Colletotrichum truncatum
Lineage: Eukaryota; Fungi; Ascomycota; Sordariomycetes; Glomerellales; Glomerellaceae
Product: DNA-(apurinic or apyrimidinic site) lyase
Biological process (GO): base-excision repair
Cellular component (GO): mitochondrion; nucleus
Molecular function (GO): DNA binding; zinc ion binding; phosphoric diester hydrolase activity
Source: RefSeq, a predicted model, not a curated record
AUGCCUCCUCGUACAUCAGCCCGGAGGAAGGUGCAAGCCGUCGUUGAGACCAAGGUCGAAGAAGAGAUUCCUGCCAAGGCGAACGGAACCAAGAGCACAACUGUCGCUGUCACGAAGACUAAGACUGCAGCUGCAACUAAACCAGUUGGAAAGCGCAAGGCCGAGCCUGAAGACGAGCACGAGUGCGGCAGCUGUGCCGAGGAGGAAGAAGAAGAGGAGGAGAAGCCUGCCAAGAAGAGAAAGACCGCCACCACCAGAGGCAAGGCGAAGAAAGACGGCGACAUGCCGCUUGCAGGCCGGACGGCGGUCUCCUCGCUCAAGAAAGCGAUGUAUAUUGGUGCCCAUGUGAGCGGCGCAGGAGGCGUACAAAACUCGAUCCAGAACGCCGUUAACAUCGGCGCCAACGCCUUUGCGCUCUUCCUCAAGUCUCAGCGGAAAUGGGAGAGUCCGCCGCUGGCAGCCGAUGCAAAGACGCAAUUCCUAUCUCUCACGAAGCAGCAUUCCUACGACGCCGCCGCCCACGUCCUGCCCCACGGCUCGUAUCUCGUCAACCUCGCGCAGGCGGACGCCGCCAAGGCCAAGCAGGCGUACACCAGCUUCUUGGAUGACCUGCAGCGCUGCGAGCAGUUGGGGGUCAAGCUGUACAAUUUCCACCCGGGCAACACGGGCGGCGAAGCGCGGGAGGAGGCGUGCGGGCGGAUCGCGGCGCAGUUGAACGCCGCUCACAAGGCGACCAAGACGGUGGUCACGGUGCUGGAGAACAUGGCGGGCGCGGGAAACGUCAUUGGCACCAAGUUUGAGGAUCUGAAGCAGAUUAUUGACAAUGUCGAGGACAAGGAAAGGGUUGGCGUCUGCAUCGACACGUGUCAUGCCUUUGCGGCCGGGUACGACUUGCGCACGCCGGAGAAGUUUGAGGAGGUGAUGAAGGAGUUUGACGAGGUUGUUGGGAACAAGUACCUCAAGGCAUUCCACCUGAACGACAGCAAGGCCCCCUUUGCCUCGCACCGCGACUUGCACGCAAACAUUGGUACGGGUUUCCUCGGCCUGCGGGCGUUCCACACGCUCGUGAACACGGAGCUGUUCCAGGACAUGCCGAUGGUUCUCGAGACGCCCAUCGACCGCAAGGACGAGAACGGGAAAUCGGUCGAGGACAAGCAGGUUUGGGCGGACGAGAUCAAGCUGCUGGAGCGGCUGAUUGGUAUGGACGCCGAGAGCGACGAGUUCAAGGAGCUCGAGGCGGAGUUGCAGAAGCAGGGCGAGAGCGAGCGGAGCAAGAUCCAGGACCAGGUCGAUCGCAAGGCGGCCAAGGAUUCGAAGAAGGGGGCCAAGGCGACGAAGAAGGCGCCUGCUAAGGGCAGGAAGAAAAAGGUCGAGACCGAUGACGAGAGCGAGUAA